AGUUGCAGUAACUCAUGAACAAAAAGGGGCUAUGCCCUCUCGUUGAGUGCUCAGAAACAGUUGAAGUUGUCGAGCAGGACGCCACCGAUCCUGCUCAAGACGUGGCGCACGCAACACACAGUGGCUACCAUCCGAAGCGCCCUGAUGUCCAAGCCCAGCUUGGCACAGAGCUUUUUUCAACGCAGCGGAAACGCAAAGGAUCUCGGCUAAGUCUCACUAGCCUCCUUUCCUUGACAACCAAUCAAAAUAGGCAAAGUAAAGACAGACAACGCUCGGAGUGGUCUUAUGAAGAACCUUCUAAAGCAAUGUCCAGUAUAUCCAGCACCGAUCUUCGCUCAAAUGAAAGUACUAACCUUGGAACAAAUCGGAGGAAUCUCAGUAUUGACGUUAAUCUUUGUCAAGACGAUGAUACUGGUGGUCGUGGCGCAGUGCUCCCACUUAGUGAUAGCCGUAUGCAGGCGGCGGAGCGUGUGGAUAUGUCAAAUAAGAAAAAGCAAGUGCGAGGCAGCAAGAUACUUGAGUGUCCUCUCUGUUGUAUGCGGCAACCUUCCAGCAACUUUCCGCGACUAAUUUGCUGCCAACACAGAAGUUGUCGUUUGUGUCUAAUGCAGUAUGUCGAAAUGGAGAUAAUGGAGAAUCGUGUCGAAGUAUCUUGUCCAGAGUGCGCUGCACAUCUCCAUCCACUGGAUAUUAAAGCUCUGGCAGGCGGACGAACGGAUCUAAUAGAGAAGUAUGAGCAAUUCAGUGUGCGCCGAUAUCUCAUGACAGAGCCAGACGCACGUUGGUGUCCUGCUCCAGACUGCGGGUAUGCCGUCAUUGCGACAUCCUGUGCUGCAUGCCCUCAGCUAAAAUGUGAGAGAGCUUCUUGUGGAACACUCUUUUGUUAUCAUUGUAAAGGCGUCUGGCAUCCAAGUCAAACCUGCGAUGAAGCACGACGACAGCGAGGAGCACCAACACUCAGAAGUGCUCGUCGAAUAACCAGUUCAUCCCUUGAUAUUCAGCUUAAACCUGGUGAUAUCAAAGCUUGUCCUCGUUGUCAUACAUAUAUAGUCAAGAUGGAUGAUGGAUCCUGCAAUCACAUGGUCUGUGCUAUGUGUUCCGCCGAGUUCUGUUGGUUGUGUCUGAAGGAAAUAAGUGAUUUACACUAUCUAAGUCCGACCGGAUGCACCUUUUGGGGCAAGAAACCCUGGACUCGCAAAAAGAAGCUACUCUGGCAGUUAGGUACUCUGAUUGGUGCACCUGUAGGCAUAGCCAUAAUUGCUGGACUUUCGAUACCUGGGAUUAUUUUUGGCGUUCCAGUAUUUGUCGGGAGGAAAGUCCAUCAACGUCUCGCGCAUCACUCAAAUGCGCGUCGACGUCUCCUCACUGCUGCAUGUGUUGUGGGUUCAUUGUUUAUCAGCCCCGUGCUCGCUGUGAUGGCUGUGGGUGUUGGAGUACCGAUCAUGCUCGCAUAUGUUUAUGGAGUUGUUCCAUUAUCUCUCUGUCGUAAUGGAGGUUGCGGGAUUUCUGAACCAAAUACGCAAACAGACGCUUUGAACGAUGAAGAUCUUUGGACUCUAGCUUCUCAUCAGGACAAAUCUCAGUUGCUGAGUGAGAUGGACAGACCGGAUGGGUCCUCACUUGUCGCUGAACUUUCUUUGCAAAGUGGAAUAUCUGGCGGUAUUCAGCAUCACGUACGACUUGCUGUCAAUGACAUCCGCAGGCGAACAAGUGUAGACUCUGGUGUGAAUAGCCUUUGCGAAAGAAUCAACUAUGAGGAAGCUAGUACACGUGCCAUGGCGGGGUCCCAUUAUCACUACGAUGAUAAGAGUGUUCGUACAUUCUACUCAGGCCAUGAACAAAUAUCAUAUAGUGACGAAGCUGCUAGUACAAAGGCAUUAGCUGGCUCCGUAUUAGAUUCGAAAAGUCUUAGCGAAAGUACAGGAGCUCGCAUCCUUGCUUCACAUCAUGACCACGCUACAGAUGAUGUCCAGACGUAUACUUGUGCUACUCCAUCUACAUCUUCAACUGAACAUAAAUCAUAUGUGGAUGAAACCCCGACUCUGAGCGCCCAGCGCAGACGUUCUGAUCGAAUACGUGUUGUCGUUGCUUAUCCAAGAGCAGAGCUUGAUCCUUUCAAAAUACUACAUUGUGUGUGCAAUCGUUCGAAAAAAAUGGUAAAAAUCGCAUUGGGUGUUUCCAACAACGAUGCAAAGAAAAUCGAAACCUUGUUUUGUUUACACGAGGUGGAGUUUGUUACCGGGCGCCAAAAGACCACCAAUUCGCAACACGGGUCCCUUCCUCCGUUCGGUACUUCCGAUCACAAUAAGUUUUUGAAAAAGAAGGCUAGUGCUCUGGGAAGAUAUUUUGCCAGGGUGAACUGUGCACGAACAUUGUCCUUUCCCCUUUCAUUGAUAUUCCCAAUAUCUCUACAAUUUGCCAAGAUUUAUGACUGGUUUGAUAAAAAUCGUUAUCAUUGUAGUAGUGGCGUACCCCAGGAAACUAACCUAAAAGCCAAUGAGUCUUGUUCAAAUGUGGUGCUUGCGUUCUUCGCGCUGCCUCAGUUCGUCCUUCUAUCAUUUGGUGCUAUGCUUUCUGCUAAUUCCAUCCAGAACGAAAUGCACGUAUCGAUCGAAACAGCGCCGACAGCUCGGCGCCGGCGCAGCGCUGGCGUGGGUUCGGCACUCCGGCGGGAGCCACAGACAUGUGUAGAUGUGGAAAAAAGGAUAACCAUUGAUUCAUAUUUGUGCACUAUGUACCGCUCAGUGUCUGCGCGCGCAACUACUAAAUCUCUUUCCUCUUCAUCUACAGAAAACAAGGUUGGUACGCACGACGCAGCCGAAAAUUGCUAUAGUGCCUAG
Messenger RNA from Cylicocyclus nassatus, 2840 nucleotides. Lineage: Eukaryota; Metazoa; Nematoda; Chromadorea; Rhabditida; Strongylidae. The record is from the annotation of a GenBank genome assembly.